Molecule: messenger RNA, 411 nt
Organism: Colletotrichum phormii
Lineage: Eukaryota; Fungi; Ascomycota; Sordariomycetes; Glomerellales; Glomerellaceae
Exons: 1
Coding region: 72-296 (74 amino acids)
Source: RefSeq, a predicted model, not a curated record
CGGACGCGGAGGUGGAUGAUUCAGCGACGACGACGUCGUCGACGGCUGCACCGCCACUGGCGUUGGCGGGUAUGGCUUUGCCUUUGCCUCUGCCUUUGCUUUUGCAGGUGCAUUUGGCUUUGGUCUUGGCGAUGAUGUUGUCUGUCUUGGCUCCGGCGACAGUGUCGGAUUUAGAUCUGUACUGGCUCUUGGCCUUGCCUUUGCCUUUGGACGUGGACUUGCUCGCGGUCAUGUUCUCGUCGGUUCCAGCGGGAAAUGCGGUACCAGCAUCAGCAGAAGAGGUCUCGCUGUUCUAGGGCUUGACAUUCUUGCUGUGCUUUCCCACCUUGUUAUCAGAACCACCCUCGCGGACGAAUUUGCUGCCCUGGUCCUGCUCUUCCUCGUCAGAAUCGAACACGAGGUUGCCACGCC